AUGGCCAAUGCAAAGCGAGGAGGAUAUCGACAAAUCAACCAAGCCCUCAACAUAUGUGCCUGGGAGGGGUAUUUGGACGAGCAGCAAGCUCGGCUGCCCACGCUUGAGGAUGUCGAGCAAAUCAGCCCCCGCGUGUUGCGUGUUCUGGGCCAGAAUGAAGGCAAGUUCACGCUCCAAGGGACCAACACCUAUAUCGUGGGCACCGGCCGCCAACGUCUGAUUAUCGAUACGGGACAGGGGAUCCCUGAAUGGGCCAGCCUGAUCUCGUCUACCUUGGCCGACUCCUCGAUCGAGCUGUCUUAUGUCCUGCUGACCCACUGGCAUGGCGAUCACACGGGGGGCGUUCCGGAUCUUCUCCGAUUGUACCCUUACCUGUCCGAUUCUAUCUACAAGCACACCCCUGGGAAAGGCCAGAAGUUGAUUUCAGACGGGCAGGUCUUCCGGGUGGAAGGGGCUACUGUCCGUGCCGUACACUCCCCAGGCCACUCGCACGACCAUAUGUGUUUCAUCCUCGAGGAGGAAAACGCCAUGUUCACGGGGGACAACAUCCUGGGCCAUGGGAGCAGCGCGGUCGAGGUGCUUAGCACCUGGAUGUCCUCACUACGGAUGAUGCAAUCGCUUCGCUGUGUGGUGGGCUAUCCAGCUCACGGCGCAGUGAUCCACGACCUGCCGGCCAAGCUGGACGCGGAGCUAACGCAGAAGGCCCGUCGGGAAGACCGCGUCGUAGAGACGUUGAAGCGGAUGAAACGCGAGGACCAACGCAAUGGAGCCCCGGGAAAAGGCAGUGUCACUGUCCAGCAGCUGGUGACAGCGAUGCAUGGAAAUGACCUGGAUGAGCAGGUGCGAGCAAUGGCAUUGGAACCGUUUGUCCACGAGGUUCUGCGGAAGCUGGCACAGGAUGAGAGGGUGGCUUUUGAGGUCAGAGGAGGCCAGAAAAAGUGGCUCGGUGGUUUCUCUCGGGUUAUUUUCCCUCAGUUCGGACGGGACUCGGGUCUGCGUCAUGUUCAGCAGUGUCACCCCGAGUCCGCCCGAAGAGGAAUGCUUGUCUUACAAAGUACGCCGUCCCCUCUGAAUAAGUACCUUGACACGCCGUAUUGGAAUAAUUGUCCCUUGGUCAACCCGCGUAAACGAAUAAAGGUCAACAAGAUGGAACGGCAACCAAAGUCUGUCUGUGACGCGGCGCAACUUCUUCAGACAGCCAGCAUUAUCUCCAGCACCGUCCAGACCAUAAUUGCGGAAUGGUCUGCAGAGGCGAAGGCAUCAAAAGGCUCUCGCAAGCAGAAUGUCCCCACCCUACCUAGCCGGGAACUAUUCGAUGCUCAGCGGACCAUCCUGGCAGCGGUUGGCAAGCUGGCCGAGUUGGUGUCUGACCCAAGCGCUAGGAUCCUCGAGGUAGCAACGCAGUUUCAGGAAUCUCGGUGUUUGUAUAUCGCUGCUGAGCGGCGCAUUCCUGAUCUCCUCGCAGCGGGCGAUGAGGACGGCGUGCAUGUCGAUCUGAUCAGCCAGAAGGCCAGAAUUGAACCUCGCAAGCUGGCUCGCAUUUUGCGAUACCUGUGUUCGAUUGGUAUUUUCCAGCAAACCGGUCCGAAUACGUUCGCGAACAAUGGUAUUUCCGCAGCAUUGGUCUCGAAUGAGCCCUUACGGGCCUAUGUUCAGCUCGUGAAUAGUGAGGGCUUCACGGCCUCCGAUCGUCUGCCACACACCCUCCUGGAUCCAGACACUGGUCCCUCUUACGAUGUGGCAAAGACGGCUUGGCAGAAUGCCGUCUGCACCAAAAAGACCCGAUGGGAGUGGAUCGAGGAGCGUGUGGCCCCAGAGAAAUUGCUCGAAUCCGGGGGCCAUUAUCCUGGCAUUCCGAGUCUGGUUCUGGGGCUCCCACCAAGGGAGGAUGAUGGACUGGUCGCGAGACCAGAGCUAGACAUUAUGGGUCUGUCCAUGGUUGGCGGUGGGCGAGUUUUUGGGACAGCCCAUGUUUACGAUUUCCCAUGGGCCUCCUUGGGCGAUGCACUGGUUGUUGAUGUCGGGGGAGGCGUCGGCGGCUUCCCCCUGCAACUGAGCAAGGUCUACCCCAAGCUGCAGUUCAUUGUGCAAGACCGUGGCCCGGUCGUCAAGCAAGGGCUGGAGAAAGUCUGGCCCCGGGAGAACCUUGAGGCAUUGCAGAACCGACGAGUGCAGUUUGUCGAGCAUAGCAUCUUCAAUAAAAACCCGACUGAGGGCGCUGAUAUUUACUUUUUGCGAUAUGUCCUUCAUGACUGGUCAGACGACUAUUGCGUGCGCAUCCUGUCCGCCAUUCGUUCCAGCAUGGCGGCGCACUCUCGCCUAUUGAUAUGUGAUCAGGUCAUGAACACGACCAUCGGCGACCCUGACUUGGAGUCAGCCCCGAGCCCGCUGCCGGCCAACUACGGCUACCACACGCGGUUCAGCCACAGCCGAGAUAUCACCAUGAUGUCGUGUAUCAACGGAAUUGAGCGGACGCCAGCCGAAUUCAAGGCCCUUCUUCAGGCGGCAGGGUUGAAGUUGAAGAAGAUCUGGCACUGCAGGAGCCAGGUGUCUUUGAUUGAAGCGGUCUUGCCCGAAGUAAAUGGCUUUAAAUAG
Aspergillus udagawae is the source of this 2595-nucleotide messenger RNA. RefSeq names its product O-methyltransferase tpcA (gene tpcA). The transcript has 6 exons. The record is from RefSeq and is a predicted model, not a curated record. Gene Ontology annotation, molecular function: O-methyltransferase activity. NCBI's taxonomy places the organism in Eukaryota, Fungi, Ascomycota, Eurotiomycetes, Eurotiales, Aspergillaceae. The coding region runs from base 1 to 2595 and encodes 864 amino acids.